Aplysia californica (California sea hare) is the source of this 2122-nucleotide messenger RNA. Its product is annotated as extensin-2. The coding region runs from base 949 to 1746 and encodes 265 amino acids. Lineage: Eukaryota; Metazoa; Mollusca; Gastropoda; Aplysiida; Aplysiidae. The record is from RefSeq and is a predicted model, not a curated record. The transcript has 4 exons.
GCGUGAACAGAGUCCCGUCCCUGCCAUGCAAGGCAUGCUUUCAACUUGGGCGGCACUCCUGCCCGUCCACACUCCUGACCAGAUGACGUCGCUGAUGUAUAACCACAUGACAGCGCAGGUACUGAUCCAGGGAUAAGUUCCGUUUGCAAGCUCAUUGUUAAACGGUUGCAGAUAUUGUCAGCUGUCGGGUUAUUGUAUCGGCAACAUUUUUAAGUGGCUACCUGGAUUAAAGUCAACCUGAACCCUCCAUUCUUAAAAUAAAUGUAAAGAAUAUUUUUGUACAUGGCGUUUCAGCACCCACCUGUGGCCUCACAGAGAGUGGAGACCCCGGUUGUAUGCAAUAGGUCAAGUGAGUUCCGAAUGGAGGACUCAAGAAGACUUUUAUGACCCCAUGUUUACAGUCUACCAAUCACACUGUUAUAAUAAUGGGGACCGAUGAGAGCGAAAUGAAACUUAUUUCUAACUCAUUGCCCCUGGGCAUGUUUUAACUAAAUACAAAGUAGACUUUACCUCGGUAUCUGUUUUCUCAGAGCUUGCUAUACAUCUUAUCGCCUUACUUUAGCAUCAUGUCGUUUUAAGUUGCUGGUUUCACCUAGAAACAGAAGACAGAAGAGCUCUGCCGUCUGGAACUGCAUAAAAGGGCUUGGCAUUCGUAGGCACUGGUCUUGUGAUUUUGUCUCUUUUGUCUCCCUUAUUUUUUUUUAAUCGAGCCCCCCCCCCUGCACAUUUUCACCAAACGCUUAUUCUUUUAACAUUUCCACCACCUUCCCCCUUCUUAAGUUUCCAACGUAAAAUCGAUCUUCGGAUGCGAUUUGACCUGACUUUUGACAAUCAAAACAAACAACUUCAACAGCCCGCAAACCACUCGCUUUCGGAACAGAGCCAAAGGAACAAACGUGCGACUGAGACUGUCUCCCUUCACUCUUCUUCCUCCUCUGCUCAUCCGUCAUGCCAAGAAUCCUAACGUUGCGAGACAGAUCUGAUGCAGCGGAGCCUCGAAGCCCAGGUUCAGACUGUGCAAAGCGCGAAAAGACUUCGAGGUGUGUGUGCGAGAGAGAGUGGAGAGCAGGAUACGACACAACAAUGGCGUCCACGCCGUGCUGUGGCCGCUUCUUGCUCCUCAUCGUCUUCCUAGGACCUUGUAUGGCAGCUCCGGCACCUCAAGAUUUGCCAGUGGCUCCCAAUGGAGAUCCCUUCGCCCCACCCCCAAACUACUACCCGCCCCCUCCUCCUCCAACUUACAGCUACCAACAGCCCCAGCAGUUUGGAGGUCCUCCCCAGCCGCCCAAUAACUUCAUACCUCCUCCCAACAACAACUAUAUUGGACCACCGCCUCCCCAGCCCAUGCCACCACAGCCACAGUACUUCCAGCCUCUUCCACCCCAACACGGCGGAUUCCAGCAGUUUAGUCCACCUGCUGGACAGAGUAUCUACCAGCCCAUGCCUGCUGCGGCCGCGGCCGCUAUGUCAGGUCCGGCCUAUUCGACGGGACCAAAGGAAGAAUUUGAGGCAGAUGGCUCCAAGGGAGGAUACUCCGGGCAUUCACACGCAAUGCCAGCAUCUAUGGAUUUCUUUGGCACCCCUCAGACUUCCCUCCUGGAUGCCUACUACAAACCCAGGCAGGGCAUGUACAACGGUUACAAUAACUACAACAGGCAGAGUAACGACAUUUUUGGAGGCUUGUUAGGAAACUCGCCAGGCGGAAACCUCUUGGGCGCAUUUAUGAUGAACGAAUUGAUUUUUUAGUUUUUUUAUAUGUCGACUGCAGUGUCGUCUUCUUCCUUGAGCUACGGCUAUGAAUGUUACCAACAUGGCAGAUGCACUGACAUGGGUUAAUUCUAAGCUGCUGAAAAUACAGAGGUUCAAAUAUAGCAUUAACACAAAACUACGCCUUGAGCUGACACACGUCACGUUUAAAUACUCGUAGUUGCGUACAGCACCCCAGGCCUUUACAAAGUCUCACAAGAGGAGGUGGCAUUUUCAUUUCUGAUCCAUACUUAGGAAUCAUGGGAUAUUUCUGGUCAAAAAGGUAAAGAAGUUCCUUCUUUUUGUGACAAUGUUUCAUUACUGGUUGUUCUUUUCCUUUGUUGCGUUGAAUAAAAUGAACAAAAACAACUUCCAA